AUGCCAAACUCCCCAACUGUGGAGAUGGAAGGAGAUUCGGUUGGUGAUAAUCAAAUAUCAUCCCCAUCUUCCAAGCGAUGCAAGAAGUCCAAAGCCACUUGUGCAUGCACCCUCACGAAGGCAAAACCUCCCCAUGUGACACCUGGGGGCCACAACCAAAUGAAAGAAGCUGCAGUACCAGAGAACAAGGUGAAAGGUCCACAGGACGAUGGCAUUGUACCCGAGACACCACCUUGCAACUCACCUGAACCGGGCUUCCAGCAAGGAUGUGGGCCACAACUCCCUGAUGACCCAGAAAACGAUGUCUUCAUGGAGCAAGCCAUUCCGGAAUCACAUAUGCCAAUGGUCAUCCCUCCAAUUAGGCUCAUCCAUCCAACACCACAUAGUACUCCCCUCAAAGUUCAACCAGUGUUAAAGACCAAUGGAAGUACGCACCUCACUGUGAACGAAGGUCCAACAUCCUGGGCACCGUUGGAGGCACCGUCAUCCCUAUCAAGCCUAAGCGGUGAGCCUCCCACCUUUGACACCUUGUUCAGGUGUGCACAAAACUCAGUGUGGUGGGCUGCAUUGAAAAUGUUGCCAGUGGUUCAUUUGAAGGUGCUAAUGGAAGAAAACAUUGAACUCCUAGUCAACAUCGACAUCAUUGCCCUGCAUGUUACCGAGAAGGAGCCACCUCCUGAAGUCUUAGAUGUCGCUCAACACUGGAGAAUGAUUAGUGCUGUCAUAUCCUGGAAUCCCGACCCCGCGCACUCCCACCACAUCACACCUUCCUAA
Messenger RNA from Cantharellus anzutake, 774 nucleotides. RefSeq lists its product as uncharacterized. The record is from RefSeq and is a predicted model, not a curated record. The coding region runs from base 1 to 774 and encodes 257 amino acids. NCBI's taxonomy places the organism in Eukaryota, Fungi, Basidiomycota, Agaricomycetes, Cantharellales, Hydnaceae. The transcript has 2 exons.